Molecule: messenger RNA, 4032 nt
Organism: Chlamydomonas reinhardtii
Lineage: Eukaryota; Viridiplantae; Chlorophyta; Chlorophyceae; Chlamydomonadales; Chlamydomonadaceae
Exons: 8
Coding region: 156-3575 (1139 amino acids)
Molecular function (GO): kinase activity
Source: RefSeq, a predicted model, not a curated record
GAUCAGGCGAGCAUUGGACACUAGCAUCACAGUCCCCAGCUGUCCAGCGCGGAACAGCCCCGGAGCCGGCCCCACAUUAGCAGUGCCGAAUGCCCCCCAGUGGUAGGAUAGCCGGCGCAGCUCGGCAGCCUGUCAAUGCUGGUCCAACCCCUCAGAUGAGCCCUAAUGCUCAGCCAGAUAUCCGCCCCUUUGUGACGUGCGUGAAGCGCCUGGCGGGGCGGGGCGCGGAGGCCGGGGGCAGCCUGCGGUCUGUGCCCCUGGAAGACCUGGACCUUUUGCGACCGGUUGGCUCCACGGCCGGCAACUGCGAUGAGCUAGCUAUCGCGCUGAGGUUUCGGGGAAGUAGGGAGUUCUGGCACGCAGCACUGGCGGUGCACGCCUAUCUCGCCCGCGACUGCCAAGCUGUGUGCGAGGCCGCGGGCCAGCUGCGGCAACAGCCCAACCAGCCAACAGGCGCUACAGGCGCGGAGCCGCCGCGCGUGGCGCAGCUGCAUCAGGAGCAACUGAGGAUUGCUGGCGCGCUGGGUGUGUUGGCGAAGACGUGCUUCAACCUCAAGGCCGUCGCGUCACCCGAUACCGCCGACGGCUCGCGUGUGCUGGCGCUGCUGCGGGGCGACGCACUGCAGGUGUACUCGGCAGUCCUCAAGGCACUCACUCGCAGCGUGGCGCCGGUACCUGAGCUGUGCGACGAGGCGCGCUUGAUCUCCACGCUGCUACUGUUUGUGGUCUGGGCCGCUGACAUCAGCGUGGCGCGCAUGCGCGCCGGCGACGUGUCGGUGGCGGUAGAGUGGGCGCUGGCGAUGGCGGCCAGCCGUGUCCUGGAACACGCCUGCUGCGCGGUCCUGCACCUGCAGGGCGGUGUCGCAAUUGCACGGGCGGCGUGUGCACCGAGCGCGGAGGCCAGGCUGAAGCUGCAGUUGGAGGUCGAGUGCACGGACCAGUUGGUCCUGUGUGACGUGCUGGGGCAGCUGUGCAAGGUAAUCCAGGUCGCUGCCGACAUGCAAGCUGCAGCUGUGGCCCUAGGCUCAGACGCGACGGCUUGCGGCGGCGGCAGCAGCAGCAGCCCCGCUGGUGCAGCAGCUGCGCCAGCGAGCGCCGGCCCUGCUGGCUGCGGUGCCGACCAGCGGCAGCGGUGCUCGGUGCAGCUCCUGCCGUCCCUGCGGUCCGUGCUGUGCGGCAGGAGCCUGAACUACUGGGUUGUGAAGGGGCUGCUGGACGCUGGGAACGCGGCGGUCGAGUGCAGCAACCAGUUCUCGGGCAGGCUUCUCGAGGCGACGGAGCUGAGGGAAAAGGCCACUGGCGCAAUGGUAUCAGAGCAGCUGCAGCAAGCGAUUGAGCAACGAGGCGCCGGACUGCCGGCGCGGUGGCUGGGCCUGCCGGAGCAACACCGCACAUUGAAGUCCGACUUUGAGCGAGCGGGCGACACGCAAGGCGAGGCCGGGGUCAGCAGUGCGCUGCCAUUGGGCCCUCUUCUAGUCGGCGUCAUGCGGGAGGGCCGCCUCAUGGUCCGGCUGAGUGACAUGUACUUCCAGCUCGUCAUGGCAGCUCGCCAGCUGUGGCAGGCCAUAAACGCAAGCCCAGGCGCUGGUGAGGCGGGCAGCAGCACCAGCAAUGCCGCCGGCCGCAGUGCGGCAACCAGCCGCGCAGCGGCGCGCAGCCCCUUCACCGCCGCGCAAGUCUGUGCAGCGAUGUGCCAUGGGCUGGAGUCUAUCGGCGGCAUGGGCAUGGCGAUGCAAGAACUGGUCGGCUCCCCGCUCGGCUACCGCGCAGAAAUGGGCGCUGCGGUGCAGAUGCUGUGCGGGCUCGCGAAGCAGCUGCGGGCGCGCCAGGCUGUGCGCUUGCUUGGCACGCUGUGGACGUGCGCCGCAGUCCUGCUGUCGAUAGUGCCUGCCUCUGCAGCACGCGGCGACCUGUCGGCUGCGGUGUUGGAACAGUCCGUGGCGCCGGCGCUAGAAGCCAUGGGCUCGCUGUUGCUGCACACGUAUGCUGGAGAAAACAAGAUCAAGCUUUCAGGGCGCGUUGGCGGCUGCUGCACGAGCCUAACAGCCGCUAGCUACGCACGGGGUAUCUACCAGCUGCGCUCUUGCCUGCGCGACACGCUACGGCCUCCUUCAGGCGGCCGGGCGGCCGCGGAGCGGCAGGGUCAGCUGCGCGUGGCCCUCACCGACCGGUUCCUGCGGCGGUCGUGCGCUCUGCCUGCGCUGCUGACCUUUGGGAAGCCGGACGAGACGGGCGGACUGUUGGUUGCGCUGCGGCAGGCGAUGUUUGUGCCGGCCGUCACGGCUGCAGGCGCAGGGCCCAGCGGCAGCCGCGCACCGCCACCGCCGGCGGGCGGUGACGUGCAAAACCAGAUGGUGCUGCUCGGAGUGCAGCUGCUGGAGCAGGUGGCGGCGGCAUGCCUGCAGGCGCCGCCUUCGCGGCGGCGGCCAGCUGCCAAGGGCGCCUCCGCACGCGGCGGCUCGGCUUCGCCUGUGGACGACGAUGUAGCGGCGCGGCUCACGGACACGGCAAAGUGCGACGUGCCGGCCGAGCGCCUGCAGCGGCUGUGGGCGGCGGCGGAGCCCAAGGGCGCCGCUGCUGCUGCGGAGGCUGCCCGCGACACCGGCUCGCGCAUGGCUGUAUACGCGGUGCUGCAGCUGCUGCCCGCGGUCGUCCACUCCGGGCUUGCGGGGGCGCUCAGCAAGGCCCAUAAGGACUUCACAGUGGGCCUCAGUCGGGUCUUCUUGGCGGUGGCGCUGCGCGCGCUCGAGGUGGUGCAGCGCACCGCGCGGCAGCGGGCAGCGGGCGCCGUCCCGGCUGGCGCGUCGGCGAGGGGCAGAACGGUGGAAGAGAUAUUCGCGCAUGCCGCCGUUGACUCGUGGAUGCUGCUGCUGGUGGACCAGGCGGGCGUGUACCAGUGGCUGGCGGCGGCGCUGGGUGUGUCCACGGCGCAGUGCUGGCCCGAGGGCCACGCGGCGGCGCUGGACGUGGUGGAGGUGCUGACGCUGGUGGUGCCGGCGGAGGAGCUGGCCAUGUGGGUGCGGCUGUGGUCGGGCGGGGCAGAGGCGCAGCCGCCUCCGGGCGCCCCCGCCUCCCCGCAUGCGCCGGUGAUCCAGCUUGGCGAGGCCUGGCUGGCGCAGCAUGGCCGGGGGAAGCUGGUGGCCGCCCUGAAGGACAAGGGCUGCUACGUGCCGGCAGAGGCCGGCGGCCGCGCCUCGGGGCCGGCUAGGGAUGACGGCGCGGGGGUCGCGUCGCUGCGGCUCGACGUGGUCAUGAAGCACCGGCUGCCAGCCCUGCCGCCGCUGGUGUGCCCGAUAGACGCGGUUCGCGGCCUCGACGUGGAGCACAACUUCCGGCCUUGCAGCCAUCCCGGCUGCACGCGCGUGCCGGCAAGCCCUGGCAUCGUGCCUGAGGUCGCGUCUGAGCUGCCGACCAUGCGGUGUGGCCGCUGCCGGGUGGAAAGCUACUGUGGGGCUGAGUGCCAACGGGCGCACUGGCGGGCGGGGCACAAGGAGGAGUGUCCGCGUCUGGCCCAGAUGCGGACGGACCUGGAGAGCGCGUCUGUGAUGAUGCACUUUGGUUUCUUAAGGGUUUGAAAGAGAUGCAGUUCCAGACACGGUGGAGUGAGAGGGUGCUUGGAUGCAGAGAGUACGGUAACCUGUAAAUGCAUAGCUGAGGCGGAUUUGCGUUACGGCUUGUGCAAAUGUCGAAAGCAACUGGGCAAUGAAGGGCUGGGCGGUAUGCAACCGAUUGUAGGUGCAGGCGUGCGGUGCUGGUAUAUGAGGAGCGUGGGUGUGUGGUGUGCACUUUCACGAUGUCAAGCUAAUUGAUUACAAGGUCGGACCGGCCAAUCGAGCGCGAAGAUACCGUAUAGUGGGGGGUGGGGGUGCGGUAAAUGCAACGCAUCACUGGUGACUCUACACAUGGGUGCAAGACUGCAUAACUCUUAACUUGUCAAACCAUACGACGUUAUAAAAACGUUACGUCACUAGUGAUUCUUGUUUGGGAGUUUUGGGCGCUCAACGUUUACGGAAGGUCAGGGUUUACCUUUUC